AUGGAGGACCUGUGCAGUGGGAUGGGUCUGGAUCCGUUCUGGGACUGGAACCUGACCUGGUACACCUCCAAACCAGACCUGACCCAGUGCUUUCAGCACACGGCUCUGGUUUGGUUCCCCUGUGUUUACCUGUGGACCUGUUCUCCUCUUUACCUGCUCUACCUGCAGCUCCGCCCCCACCGGGGCGUCAUCCCGCUGUCCAAACUCUGCUGCAGCAAGACGCUCCUCGGUUUCGGUCUGGCCUCCUUUGGUCUUCUGGAGAUGUUUUACUUUGUGGUGAAGAUGAACGAUGAGAUCCAGAACCACCUGAUCCUGCUGGGUCCACUGAUUCGGAGCCUCACUCUGGUUCUGGCUGUUGUCAUAAUCCAGAUCGAGAGGAUGAAGGGCUGUCGUUCCUCCGUCAUCCUCUUCCUCUUCUGGACACUUCUGGUUCUUUGCUCCAUCGUUCCUCUGAAGGUCAACAUCGAGCAGAUUAUUGAUCAGGAGUUUUCAUCAGAUGCUUUUCGUUUCAACGCGUUCUUCAUCUGUUUUUCCAUCCAACUCAUCCAACUCGUUCUCUGCUGCUUCUCUGAUCGACGGACGCUUCAGGACGAACACACACGCGUCCAGAACCAAUGUCCAGAGGAUGACGCAUCGUUUGUUUCAAAGUUUUUCUUCUUCUGGAUCAGCAGUUUGCUGCUCCAGGGUUACAAGCGCCCCCUGCAGGCUGAAGAUCUGUGGCCACUGCGAGAACAGGACUCAUCAAAGAGGAUCAUGACAGACCUGGAGAAGUUCUGGACUCAGAACAGGAAACAGCUGCAAGAAGAACCUGAAGCUUCUGGUCCAUUCUGGUCCCGGUGGGUUGGUUUCGCUGGACCAACAGAAAAAACUCACCUGUUGAAGGAGAAGAGGAAGGGGCGGAGCUACAGCCUCUUCCUCAUACGAGCUCUGGGGCGGAGCUUUGGGCCUUACUUCCUGUGUGGUACACUAUGUCUCCUCCUCCACGACGCCUUCAUGUUCGCCGUGCCACAGGUGCUCAGUUGUCUGCUGGUCUUCAUGCGGGACAGAGAGGCGGAGACGUGGAAGGGUUUCCUGUUUGCGUUGCUGCUCUUCCUGUUGUCGUGUCUUCAGUCCGUCCUCAAUCAUCAGUACAUGAUUCACUGCUUCAGCGUCGGGAUGAGACUGAAGACGAGCGUGAUCGCACUCGUCUACAAGAAGAGUCUGGUGCUGAGCAGCGCUGCACGGAGACGAGUCACUUUGGGAGAAAUUAUUAAUCUGGUUUCCGCCGACGCUCAGAAGCUGAUGGACGUGGUCGUUUAUUUCAACAGCGUCUGGAUCGCACCCAUCGAGAUCGCACUGUGCUUCUACUUCCUGUGGCAGCUGCUCGGCCCUCCGGCUCUCGCUGGGAUCAUCGCCGUCAUCCUGAUUUUUCCUCUUAACGGAGUUUUGGCUAAAAUGAGAAGCAAACUUCAGGAGGUGCAGAUGAAGUUCAUGGACGGUCGGAUCAAACUGAUGAACGAGAUCCUGAGCGGCAUCAGGAUCCUCAAGUUCUACUCGUGGGAGGAAGCGUUCCUGCGGCGAGUCGGCGUCCUGAGAGACGGGGAACUCAACGCCCUGAAGAAAUCUCAGAUCCUCUACUCCGUGUCUCUGGCUUCGUUCAACUCCUCCUCCUUCCUGAUCGCCCUCUCUGUGUUUGGCGUCUACGUUUUGUACGAUGAGCGAAACGUUCUUGAUGCUCAGAAGAUCUUUGUUUCUGUCGCUCUCAUCAACAUCCUGAAAAGUCCCCUGAGUCAACUUCCCUUCGCCAUGAACACCACCAUGCAGGCCGUCAUCUCGCUGCGGCGUCUGACCGACUUCCUGUGUCUGGAGGAGCUCCGCCCUGACGACGUGGAACGACUUCAUCACAGCUCAGACGGUGACGCCGUGGUGAUCGAGGGCGGCUUCUUCUCCUGGUCCCCUGAGGAUUCCCCCUGCCUGCAGAGGAUCGAUGUGAAGGUGAGGACGGGUUCGCUCGUCGCUGUGGUCGGUCACAUCGGCUCGGGGAAGUCGUCUCUUCUGUCGGCCAUGUUGGGAGAGAUGGAGAGGAGGCGGGGCUUCGUCUAUAUCAAGGGCUCUGUGGGUUAUGUUCCUCAGCAGUCUUGGGUCCAGAAUGCGUCCGUGAAGGAAAACAUUCUGUUUGGUGGCGAGAGGAAGGAGAGCUGGUAUCACCGGGUGCUGGACGCCUGCGCUCUGCUGCCGGACCUCGACCUGCUUCCUGCCGGAGACGCCACCGAGAUCGGAGAGAAGGGUUUGAACCUGUCUGGAGGUCAGAAGCAGAGGGUGAGUCUGGCUCGAGCCGUCUACAGGAGGUCAGAUGUUUACCUGCUGGACGACCCGCUGUCGGCCGUGGACGCUCACGUGGGACAACACAUCUUUGAUCGCGUUAUUGGACCCAGAGGGAUUCUUAAAGACAAGACUCGGGUUCUGGUGACUCACGGCCUCAGCUUCCUGUCCCAAGCCGACCUGGUCCUGGUGAUGGACGACGGGCGGAUCUCUGAGUCCGGUUCCUACUCGGAGCUGAUGGACAGAAAAGGAACCUUCGCCAAAUUAAUCCAAACCUUCAGUGGAAAACACAGCCGAGAAAAAAACACACUCCACGAAAAGAGCAGCAGGAAGGCAGUGUCUCGUGUCAGUCCCUUUGAUUUUUCCAUCGAUCUUUCUCAGGAGCAGCUGAUCAGCUGUGAUAUGAGCGGUGCCAGUCUCCAUGUGCCAGACGAUGUUGAUCAGGAUCUGGAGGUUGAAGAAGCUGGAAAACUAACGAAGGCUGAUAAAGUUCACACAGGGAGAGUGAAGCUGCAGAUGUACAGAGAGUACUUCAAGACCAUCGGCUUGACCUUCAUCAUGACCAUCAUCUUCCUCUGCGCCUUCCAACAGGCCGCGUCGCUGGCCUACAACUAUUGGCUGAGCAUCUGGGCCGAUGAGGCGCCCGUCAACGGAACCCGGAGCGACCACGAGCUGAAGCUCAGCGUGUUCGCAGCGCUCGGCUUCACUCAGGCAAUGGCCAUGUUUGGGACCACGCUCGCCAUCGCUCUGGGCGGGAUCGUAGCGUCACGCCACCUCCAUGCCGAUCUUCUCCACAGCGUGCUGCACUCGCCCAUGUCCUUCUUUGAGGUGACGCCGAGCGGGAACCUCCUGAACCGCUUCUCUAAAGAGAUUGACGCCAUCGACUGCAUGAUUCCUGACGGGCUGAAGAUGAUGCUGGGCUACCUGUUCAAGCUGCUGGAGAUCAUCAUCAUCGUGCUGUUGGCCACGCCCUUCGCAGGCCUGGUGCUCCUCCCCCUGGCCUGCUUCUACGUCUUCAUACAGAGUUUCUACGUGGCGUCGUCGUGUCAGCUGCGGCGCCUGGAGGCGGUGAGCCGCUCGCCGGUCUACAGCCACUUCAACGAGACGGUGCAAGGAGCCGCCGUCAUCCGAGCGUUUGGCGAACAGCAGCGGUUCGUCCGGCAGGCUCAUCGCCGCAUCGACAGCAACCAGGAAGCUUAUUUUCCUCGAUUUGUCGCCACCAGGUGGCUGGCGGUGAACUUGGAGUUUUUGGGGAACGUGCUGGUUUUGGCGGCGGCCAUCUUGUGUGUUCAAGGUCGAGAUAAUCUCAGUCCGGGAAUCGUUGGUCUGGCUGUGACUCAAUCUCUCCAGGUCACGGGAAUCCUGAGCUGGAUCGUUCGAUCGUGGACGGACGUGGAAAACAACAUCGUGUCUGUGGAGCGAGUGAAAGAAUACGACCACACAGCCAAAGAGGCGGCCUGGACCCUGGAGGACAGUCUGCUGCCGGCGGCGUGGCCGACCACCGGAACCAUCGAGUUUGAUGAUUAUGGUCUUAAAUACCGGCAAGACCUGGACUGGGCCUUAAAGGACAUAUCCAUCAGCAUCCAGAACAGAGAGAAGGUCGGGAUCGUUGGAAGAACGGGAGCCGGGAAGUCGUCUCUGGCUCUGGGAAUCUUCCGGAUCCUGGAGGCGUCGAGCGGACGAAUCCUCAUCGAUGGAAUCGACGUCUCUCAGAUCGGCCUCCAUGACCUCAGAUCCAGAAUCACCAUCAUCCCUCAGGACCCCGUGUUGUUUUCUGGGUCCCUGAGGAUGAACCUCGACCCGUUUGACACCUGUUCAGAAGAAGAACUGUGGAAAGCUCUGGAACUCGCUCAUCUCAGCAGCUUCGUGUCCCGACUGCCUCAGAAGCUGGAGCAUCCGUGUAGUGAAGGAGGAGAGAACAUGAGCCUCGGCCAGCGGCAGCUCCUGUGUUUGGCCCGAGCUCUGCUCAGGAAAACCAGGAUCCUGGUUCUGGAUGAAGCCACGGCUGCUGUGGACCUGAGGACGGAUCAGCUGAUCCAGUCCACCAUCCGGAGUCAGUUUGACGACUGCACGGUUCUGACCAUCGCCCACCGCCUCAACACCAUCAUGGACUACACAAGGGUCAUCGUGAUGGACAGAGGUUCCAUUGCAGAGAUGGACUCUCCCGCUCAGCUCCUGCACCGUCAGGGUCUUUUCUAUAAGAUGUGUGUGGAGGCCGGUUUGGUUUGA
Messenger RNA from Limanda limanda (common dab), 4530 nucleotides. RefSeq names its product multidrug resistance-associated protein 1-like. Gene Ontology annotation, cellular component: membrane. The transcript is spliced from 30 exons. The coding region runs from base 1 to 4530 and encodes 1509 amino acids. Lineage: Eukaryota; Metazoa; Chordata; Actinopteri; Pleuronectiformes; Pleuronectidae. Gene Ontology annotation, biological process: transmembrane transport. The record is from RefSeq and is a predicted model, not a curated record. Gene Ontology annotation, molecular function: ATP hydrolysis activity; ATP binding; ABC-type transporter activity.